Pseudoliparis swirei is the source of this 4458-nucleotide messenger RNA. Its product is annotated as transcriptional coactivator YAP1-like. NCBI's taxonomy places the organism in Eukaryota, Metazoa, Chordata, Actinopteri, Perciformes, Liparidae. Gene Ontology annotation, biological process: hippo signaling; positive regulation of transcription by RNA polymerase II. Bases 302 to 1468 code for a protein of 388 amino acids. Gene Ontology annotation, cellular component: nucleus; cytoplasm. The transcript is spliced from 9 exons. The record is from RefSeq and is a predicted model, not a curated record. Gene Ontology annotation, molecular function: protein binding; transcription corepressor activity; transcription coactivator activity.
UCUCACUAAAGUUUCAGAUUGUGUUCACGUUGUUUUUUCUCUCCUUCUUUUUCCACUCGAGGAGACUUUCUUUUUAUUUGUUUUUUUUAGGUUUUAACUUCGGGAAAUCAGUGUCCGACUGAGUUUUUUGUUGUUUUUUUCCCCGGCUGUGAUUUCUCCAGUUUAUUUUCCCUGCAGGAAUACGGAAAGAGAGAGAGGGAGGGAGAGAGAGGGAGGGGGAGAGAGAGAGAGAGCGAGGGGAAACGGUCUGGCCGCCUGAAGAUUUUGUUUGUUUGUUUCGACACCAAACUUUGGGGGCGACAUGGACGCGCAACGCGGCGCGCCUCCGGUCGGGCAGCAGAUCGUGCACGUCCGCGGGGACUCUCAGACGGAGCUGGAGGCCCUGUUCAGCGCCGUGAUGAACCCCGCCAGCAAGGCGGCCCGGCAGCCGUCCUCUCUGCCCAUGAGGAUGAGGAAACUACCGGACUCCUUCUUCAGGCAGCCGGACUCCCGAGGCCACUCCAGACAAGCCAGUUCGGAUGGAGGCGUGUGCGGCUCCCUCACUCCUCACCACGUCCGCGCCCAUUCCUCCCCGGCCUCCCUUCCAGUCAACUCGCUCUCCACUCAGGCGGCCGAUGUGGCGGCGGCACCGAUCGUACCCGACGACGUGCCGCUCCCCCACGGCUGGGAAAUGGCCAAAACGCCCACUGGCCAACGCUAUUUCCUCAAUCACCUGGAUAAGACGACGACUUGGCACGACCCGCGGCUCUCGCAGCUGCAGUCGGCCGCGGCUCAGCAUCCCGUCUCCGGCACGCCGGUCCACGCCCACUCCCUCAGCAACCCGGCGCCCACCACGCAACCGCAGAGCAUCAACCCAGAGACAGGUCCAGUGCCUGAAGGCUGGGAGAAGGCUGUGACUGCGGAUGGAGAGGUGUUCUACAUCGAUCACAUAAAUAAGACCACCGCGUGGGUCGACCCGCGUCUAGCCCAGAAGAUGAACACGGGCAUCCUCGGCUUGGCGCUGCAGCAGAGGCAGGAAAAGGAACGGCUCCAAUGUAAACAAGGCCUCCCUCCACAAAUCACACAGGAGGCCGGAGGAAGGAACCAGAUGCCCGGUGGGAUGGACCAUGACAGGAACGCACUGACGCUCGUCCCCUCCCUGGAUGUGAGGAUCAGAGCCUCCAACCACGAGCCCACACUCAACGGAGCUCACUCUCGCAACGAGAGCACGGACAGCGGCCUGAGCGUCAGCAGCUUACCUCGCUCAUCGGACCACAUGUUGAGCUCUGUGGAUCACAUGGACACUGGUGACUCCGGCGAGAACUCCUCGAUGACCGCACAGGAGUCGAUGUCCGUGCUCCCCAUGUCCGAGGGGGAGGAGCUUAUGCCUUGCAUCCCCGAGGGUCUCAGUUCAGACCUCCUGAUAGACAUGGAGACCGUUCUCUCCGGGUCGCACAUGGACAGAGACAGCCUGCUCACCUGGCUAUAGACGCACCCCGAGCCACCAGCAUCUUCACCAAAUGACUGAGAAUUGAUGGAGAGGAUCGUUGGCUCCAACCGUGGUACAGAACAAGGUCACCCAGAGAAUAAUACGCUGCUGCUGAACGAUGGAGCCUGAACGCUACUCGCACCCCGAGGAACGAUAAAGACCUGACUCCCGCAGAAGGUGGUAAGCCGCUGGCGUUCUCCUCUCGUUUUUUUUAUAGAGCGGCAUGACAGAGCGUCCGUAUUUUCACAACACUCCACUUUCUCUCUAGUCAUUGACCUCAGAUUGAUGCUCCCCAUGUCUCUGGCAAAGAGGACAUAUUUUAUUUUUAUUAUCCCGCCUUGGGUACUUUUUUUUUGGGACUUCGGGUCAAUGAAGUCCGGAUGUAGCAGUAAAGAAAAUGAAAAAAGACGUGUUCAAAUAACAUAGAAGUCGUUUAAAAAAUAUAUCGUAUCCACGUUGGCCUCCGUUACCUCAUAUCGCUCGUGGCAUAAAAAAGCAACAUCGAGUGCUACUCCUCCGAAGCGGCCUGUCAUUUUAAUUUCUAAUAAUGUCUUAAGAAGCGUCAGGACGAAGAGCAAAGGAUGAAUUAAAGAAAUUAUCUGGAUUAACAACCAAAAAUCUCCUGCUCAAUAUAAUCAAAGUUAACUUUACCACAGCUGCCACACAGACUCAUCAGGGGUGGAGGACGCCCCCUGGUGGAGAGCCAGUGGAACAGCAAGAACACUCAAAAUGAGUCGUCAGUUAAGAUGCUCCGAAGCCAAAAACAGUAUUAAUCAUCAGAGUCUGUGUGGAAUAUCUUUGAAGUUUUUUUUUUGUACUUUAAGUUAAGAAGGUUAAGCUUUAUCUUUGGUCACUUUUUGGCCUUCUUUCCUAACAAAUUGCAGCCUGUCAAAAAACCCUUUUUAAGAUUCAGAAAAAAUACCUUUUGGGUACUGAAACUGAAAUAAAAUGUGUAUUUAUGGACCUCUUUUUAGAGAAAGGAAUAUAAAGAGGAUGUCUACAGUGAAUUAACUCAUUUUCAGUCUGAUGCAAUCCAACAGAAUUUAGGUUUCUCCCAGGAAAACUACUCAAAACACAUCUUCUGAUUUCAUUUAGUCAACAACUUUAGCCACACUUUUCCCCUUGAGUUAUAUUUUCUAAAAGUGUGGUGAUUACAUUACGUUAGUCCAACUCCACGCUAAUACCCUGCAACAGCCUCGCUAUAAAAUGGCUUUUUUUGAAGUUACUAAUACCCAGGUUUUGUUAAUACUGUAUUAGUUUUUUUGGGGUUUUUUUUUUAUUUGAUUGCAUUUUAUUGUUAAGUGUUACAGUCAUUUUCCCCCCUCCAGCAUUGAAUAUAAGCUUCACAAAGGUAGUAUUUAUUGGAGAUUUGUUUUUAUUGAAUUGCAUGAUAUUGUACAGUUGUGAUAUUAUUAUGUUCGCCCCUCGUUUUAAGAAAUGAUGCCAUCCUUUCUCUCUCCUGAGGGUCUAAACUGGCCCUGAACCUUAAAUGAAAAGUAUUCAAUUCAUCCUUUCCCCCAAUAUUGGUUGAAUACAUUCCUAAUAAUGUCCUUUUCUUCAUAACUUUACACAUGUAUUUUUAUUCAGUGGCAUCAUAGAUUUGUUAUUCCCACAGAAACACACUCUCCUCACGUAGCUCCUGAACUAUACAUCUUCCAAUUUUAUUUCCAAAAUCAAUUAACAGGCCUUUGAAACUUAUGUAAGUUCUAUAUUUGUCUCUUUAUUUUUAUUUUUACAUACAUCUAUUCUCACAGUAUCACCAUCUCUUUCUUUAAAAAAAUCAAUUUACCAUCACUCUAUACAUAUAGUACUGCAAUACAAUAUUUCAUUUUCAGCCAUUAAUGGGGUUAAAAAAACUUGGAAUAUCAUAAAAACACAGUAAACUCAAAACCCUUACACGUCUUCAUACUCAUGGUUAACCCUAACUUUAAAGGUCAUCUGGUAAUGAAUUAUACAACAGAAUAAAGUUUCACCUGUGAAGAGAUGUUACAUGGACACAAUUAGAUGCCUGGAACAAUAGAAGCAACACAUUUAAGUUUAUAAAGCAGGUCAACAGAGUUUACUAAAUACAUUGAUUUGUUGUAAUGCACAUGCAAAAUCACAGUUGGAAUACUUUUUAAAUAAUCCUGUCAGGGCCAUGAAGAUAUUCUUUUUAAUUGUCUGUGCCUCACUUUUAAAGCAAUGUUUUUUUUAAGUGGGAACGAGGAGAACACUUUUUAAAAAUGGAUUUAAUUCGGAGAGUAGUGGGAUAAUUUCAGGACUUUUCCAUUGACAGAAGCAACAUACUAAUUGUGGAUGCUGUGUUCUCUGUAUAUUUUAUUCCAACUGCAAGUGCUAUCCAGUGCUGUAUUGCAUAAGGCAGUCAUCAAUAAGGCUCUUUAAUUAUCCUUUUUGUUAGUUACACUAUAUAAUAAGUAUAUAAUCUGUUUUUGUCUGCUGGGUUGUUUCUGUGUUCAUAUUCUGAAUCUGAAUUUGAAGCUGUUAAUUAUUGAUGAGAGCCUUUUCUUCAAACCAGCUUCCUUAUAUAUAUAUAUAUAUAUAGUGUAUAAAUGUAUAUACAUAUAUAUAUGUGUGUAUAAAUGUAUGUAUAUAUAUAUAUAUGUGUGUAUAAAUGUGUGUGUAUAUAUAUAUAUAUAUACACACAGUAUUUAUAGGUAAAGACUUUCUUCACAACCCCCCCACACAAAAAGAAAUAACUUGCCAAUUCACCUGAUCUUUUCUAAAUUAAAGUGCCACGGGCCGGGAGCAACUUCCUGUUCAUCCAUGUAAUGCAACACACUACCUAGCCUUUUUAUUUAUGUUAGCAUGCAUGACACUUGCUAUGUAUGUUACAUUAUAAUUAUGUUUAUUAUCCUAUUUACAGAGAGUUUGGAGGCAAUCAGACUUGUUUUUGUUUUUUUACCUUUGUAUGCAUGUGCUUUAUAUAUUUCUUCUUACUCUCACUGUAAUCAUUUUAAAGGAGUUUCUGUUUAAUAAAAAUGUAAAAUACA